This is a messenger RNA of Pimephales promelas (fathead minnow), 4369 nucleotides long. The record is from RefSeq and is a predicted model, not a curated record. NCBI's taxonomy places the organism in Eukaryota, Metazoa, Chordata, Actinopteri, Cypriniformes, Leuciscidae.
GGAAUGGCAGAAUUCCAUCCAAAAGAAUGCGGGUUUGGCCUUCAUCGAGCUUGUGAACGAGGGCAGACUGCUGAGCCACACCAUGAAGGACCAUCUGGUGCGUGUAGCUAAUGAGGCCGAGUUCAUUCUGAGCCGCCAGAGAGCAGAGGACAUCCACAAACACGCUGAGUUUGAGUCUCAAUGUGCUCAGUAUGCCGCUGAAAAACGUGAUGAGGAGAAGAUGUGCGAUCACCUGAUCAGGGCCGCCAAGUACCGGGAUCACGUCACGUCCACCCAGCUCAUACAGAAGAUUGUAAACAUCCUCACAGACAAGCACGGUGCUUGGGGAUGCUCUGCUUUCAGCAGACCACGGGAGUUCUGGCGCCUGGACUACUGGGAGGAUGACCUGAGGAGACGUCGACGCUUCAUCAGGAACCCGUUUGGUUCCACACACUCUGAGGCCACGCUCAAGGCUGCAGCAGAGCAUGCUCCAGAGGAGGACGUGCUGAAAGGUAAACAGUCCAUCAGGGGUUCAGUGCUGGGGAAGCAGAACUCAGAGAGUGAGCUGCUGUUGGAGGACGACGACACUCUCUCAUCCUUGGAGGAGAAAGAGUUGGAGAACCUCACAGGGCCUGUUAACCUGAGCACCAGCGCACAGCUGGUUGCACCCGCUGUAGUGGUAAAAGGCACACUGUCCAUCACGGCACUAGAGUUAUACUUUGAGGUGGAUGAUGAAGACCCAAGUUUUAAGGACAUUGAUCCCAAGAUUUUAGCCUACACAGAGGGUUUGCAUGGGAAAUGGCAGUUCACAGAGAUCAGAGCGAUUUUCUCUCGCCGCUAUUUGCUACAGAACACAGCGCUGGAAGUCUUCAUGGCCAACAGGACGGGGAUCAUGUUCAACUUCCCAGAUGCGGCUACAGUGAAAAAGGUGGUGCACUGUCUCCCCAGAGUUGGAGUCGGCACGAAUUUUGGCCUUCCUCAAACCAGACGGAUUUCUCUGGCCAGCCCGAAACAGCUCUACAAGGCCGCCAACAUGACCCAGCGUUGGCAAAGACGAGAGAUCUCCAACUUUGAGUACCUCAUGUUCCUCAACACCAUUUCAGGCCGUACAUUUAAUGAUUUGAACCAGUAUCCUGUGUUCCCCUGGGUAAUCACCAACUACGACAGUGAAGAUCUUGAUCUCACCCUGCCCAGUAACUACAGAGAUCUGUCUAAGCCCAUUGGUGCACUCAACCCAAAGAGAGCUGCAUUCUUCUCAGAACGCUUUGAAUCAUGGGAGGACGAUCAGGUGCCCAAAUUCCACUACGGCACACACUAUUCCACCUCCAGCUUUACUCAGAUGUGGCUACUCAGGACUGAGCCUUUCACAACAUUCUUCCUGAAUUUCCAAGGUGGGAAAUUUGACCAUGCAGAUCGCACGUUCUCCUCAGUGUCCAGAGCCUGGAGAAACUGCCAGAGGGACACAUCUGACGUGAAGGAAUUGAUCCCUGAGUUCUAUUACCUCCCAGAGAUGUUUGUCAACUCCAAUAAUUACAAUCUGGGAGUGAUGGAUGAUGGGACGGUGGUGUCAGAUGUGGAGCUGCCGCCUUGGGCCAAGAGUCCGGAGGAUUUCGUACGCAUCAACCGACUCGCUCUGGAGAGUGAGUUUGUGUCCUGUCAGCUGCAUCAGUGGAUUGAUCUGAUAUUCGGAUACAAGCAGCAGGGACCUGAGGCCAUCAGAGCUCUCAAUGUCUUCUACUACCUGACUUAUGAAGGAGCGGUCAACCUCAGCUCCAUAUCUGACCCCAUGCUCAGAGAGGCUGUGGAGUCUCAAAUCAGAAGUUUUGGACAGACACCCUGCCAGCUGCUAAUUGAGCCCCACAUGCCACGCAGCUCUGCCAUGCAGGUGUAUCUCCUUCUGCAGACCCCACUGAUGUUCACAGAGCAGAUGCAGCAGGAUGUCAUCAUGGUCCUCAAGUUCCCGUCCAACUCGCCUGUCACCCACGUGGCCGCCAACACACAGUCAGGCCUGACCAACCCAGCGGUCAUCACCGUCACCGCCAACCGCCUCUUCGCCGUCAACAAAUGGCACGGUCUCACUGGUCAUCAAAGCUCUUCUGUGCAGGACCAGCAGUACCAGUUACCGGUGGAGAUUGACCCUUUGAUAGCCAAUAAUGUGGGCACUCACAGGAGGCAGAUCUCAGAUCUGUUAGAUCAGAGCAUCCAGGUAAACGCUCAGUGUUUUGUCAUCACAGCUGACAACCGCUUCAUCCUGCUGUGUGGGUUCUGGGACAAGAGCUUCCGCGUCUACUCUACUGAUACAGGUAAACUAACACAGAUUGUGUUUGGGCAUCUUGAUGUGGUGACCUGUCUGGCUCGCUCAGAAUCCUACAUUGGUGGAGACUGUUACGUCCUCUCCGGCUCCAGAGACGCCACCCUACUGCUCUGGUACUGGAACGGCAAGCACAGCAGCAUUGGAGAGAACCCUGGGACAGAGUUUGUGACUCCUCGAGCGAUCCUGACUGGUCAUGAUUGUGAGGUGACGUGUGCGAGUGUGUGUGCAGAGCUGGGAUUGGUCAUCAGUGGCUGCAGAGAGGGUCCAUGUCUCGUCCACUCUAUGAACGGUGACCUGUUGAGGACUCUGGAGGGUCCAGACGGCUGUGUGCGGCCACGUUUGGUUAUGUCCUCCACCGAGGGUCACUGUGUCAUUUAUUAUGACAAGGGCCACUUCUGUGUGUUCAGCAUCAACGGGAAACUACUUGGACAUAUGGAGGUGGAAGACAACAUCAAGGCGAUGCUGCUAAGUAAAGACGGACAGUAUCUGCUGUCUGGAGGAGAUUCAGGAGUUCUCAGCUUGUGGCAGAUUCAUGAUCUCAAACAGCUCUUCACUUACCCAGGAUGUGAUGCGGGAAUACGCUCUAUGGCUAUGUCACAUGACCAAAGAUGCAUAAUCACCGGAAUGGCGUCUGGUAGCAUCGUUCUUUUCUACAAUGAUUUCAACAGAUGGCACCACGAAUACCAAACUAGAUACUGACCAGUGACGACAGAAGGGAACACAGCAACCAUGACAAUGGAACAAGCGAAGCCACCGCUCAUAAAGGCACUACCAAUAGUCAUGAAUGUAUUCAAAAUAUUUCAAGAAGCAAAACUAUUUUUUAAAGAUGGCAUUGCUAUAUUUUGUAGAUCUUAUGGAAUUUCUUACUAUAUAAGUCCUAGGGGAGGGGUUAUAUACCUAAUAUUUGGAGGGGAAAUUAUCUAUUUUUAGCAGUCAAAUUCCGUUUUCACCUUUGCUCUAGUGAAAAAGACUGAUCUGAGUGGUCAAUAGCUAAGUGACUAUAUUUAAUUCUAGUAUCUAUGAUAGAUGAUUUGUGUGUUUGUGUAACUUUGGGCAGGUGUGUUUGUUUGUUUGUUUGUUUUCAGUUGCAGUGAUUAAUUUAACAGGGUGUCUCUAAAUUCCAUGUUUUGUAGUUUAAUAGCACAGUUCCUGAAGCUGAAAGAAAGCUGCCUCAUGUUUGGGAGAAAUAAAUCACUCUUCCAAGUGGAACUAUUCAAUGAUAUUCCAAAAUAAAAUUAGAUAGCUGUCUGCAGACAUAUCAAGGCAUCCACUUUAAAUGUUCACUUUAUAAAUGGAGAAGUGGCAUUUUCUAAUGAGAGCUUUUUUUUGUAAACAUGAAUGGACUUCUUAUGUGAUCAUGUAAUGAUGUCACUUUAUAAACUGAAGGGGCGGAAUCUGCAUAUGAACGGAGAGUAAUGUAGAAAUUAUUUUAUCCUUUUGGUUGGAAAGAAGUCGUUUGGGGUGUUUGUAUCUAUCUUUUUAUCUUUUUGUUUGUCUAUUGUGAGCUCCAUAUCAAUCAAGUGUUCCAGAACUAAAUACAUUUUUCUUUUCUUUGAGAUGCAAGAGAUAACGGUAGAUUAAGGAGGGGGAAAUAUUCAUUUCUGUUUAAAGUGUCAUCAAAAGCAUUGUUGAGAUUUCACCAUUGUGCUUUUACCCUUUACCUUUGUGUAUGUAGAUCUGAGUGUGGACAGAGCGUAAUAUUAUUAGGGAUAAUAUUUGGAUAUUAUAAUAAUAUUAUGGAUGAUUACUGGGAUCUGUUAAGGUGAGCUCAAAACUGAAAUUGGGGGGAAUUAACUAUAUAUGAUUCAUAAAAGCCAGCUCAAAGUAUAACCCCAUAGAUUACACUCAGGGCAAGCAGUGGAAAUACAAAGAAAAGUUUAUAUCUUGGUUCGAGUCAACUACAGUGUAAUUCUGACACUGACCAAUUCUGUUUGAUUCAGUUGUUUUGUUUUAAUAAUGCUAUCAUUACUGUAAUAUGUUAUAUCUCAGCUAAAAUCGAAUGAGUGUCGUAUGACGUGUGUGAUGAACUCAAACAAUAAAAUGGCAUUUUGUACCAAUAAAAAAAAUUUCAAAGAA